AUGGCAGUGGAGUGCAGCACCAAACAUCCGGAUGCCCCGCGUUUGCCUGCACGAUGCAUGUCUGAUAAUGGGGGCGAUGCCAUCUCAUGGAGUUUGACAACAAUACUUGAUAGCCAUCGUGCCACAAACAGACGCCAUCUGCAUUUCGAGAACAAGGCCGAAGUGAUCCGCGUGAGGCUCGUCGAGGCUCAGACUUGGCGGGCGGACGACGAGUUCAUGGCCUCACCUAGGUGCAAUGGAGAUCGACGUAGGUGGGCCAUGUCCGGAACGGACCUCUACAGUAGGGUGCGAAUGUUGCUCAAUUUCGUCCGCGACGUGACAUUCUGCGCCUCCUCAACCUCUCGAAGACGAGGGCAGGAAGAAACACAGCAGGUGCACGUAUUUGGACAAGGAGCGAGCGACGGGGGAUGCCACGCCGAGCAGCAGGCGCGUGUGGGAGAGACCCUGGACCUUGUCAUUGAAUCGAAUCUGGGUGACUUGCCAGCGGGGAUGCAGCUUGCGCCGAUUGGGUUUCGCCCUGGCUCAACGAAUGUCUACGAUAAGGGAUACGUGCAUCAUCAGCGCGCGGUGUCAGCGUUCCAACGUGCGAUUACCAACAGUGUAGCGGGACGCUCAAACAGGAAUUCUUCGAGAAAGGAGAGUCAGGACGAAGUAACAAAGUGGCGUGGUUUGCUCAACUUCGCCUGUCUCAUGUUUCGGCCUGCCUUGCGGACGUGA
Colletotrichum lupini is the source of this 717-nucleotide messenger RNA. RefSeq lists its product as uncharacterized. The record is from RefSeq and is a predicted model, not a curated record. NCBI's taxonomy places the organism in Eukaryota, Fungi, Ascomycota, Sordariomycetes, Glomerellales, Glomerellaceae. The transcript has 4 exons. Bases 1 to 717 code for a protein of 238 amino acids.